AUGUUACAGAUGCGCUCAGUGUUGUUGUACUGGUUGCCGUGGCUUUUACGCAUGAAGCGACCAGGUGUGAAGCUCACCUACGCAACACUUCCAUCGCUAUUCAACUCGAAACUGAAGAGUCAUUCUGAAUCGCUCAUUAGGAACAUCAAGGAGAAUGAGUCCAGUACCUCUAGAUCAAACUCUCUUGAAAUUGAGCGACGCCUUCACCAAUAUAUGUCUUCAUCAGGAUUAAUGAAUGGCAUCUCACCUCCAACAGCACUGCCACAGUCGCAGAUUUCUGCUCCUCUCGAUAUCGGGCAGCAAGCAACUCUGCUCAUUCUGCAACGAAUCUAUCACGAGUUGAAGGUGAGCCAUGAUAAUUCAAACCUUUCUAAGAGACUACUGAUCAGCUGA
Messenger RNA from Cooperia oncophora, 393 nucleotides. Lineage: Eukaryota; Metazoa; Nematoda; Chromadorea; Rhabditida; Trichostrongylidae. The record is from the annotation of a GenBank genome assembly.